Molecule: messenger RNA, 705 nt
Organism: Eimeria mitis
Lineage: Eukaryota; Apicomplexa; Conoidasida; Eucoccidiorida; Eimeriidae
Exons: 2
Coding region: 1-705 (234 amino acids)
Source: RefSeq, a predicted model, not a curated record
AUGCAUCUCGUCGGCCCGCUGCUGCAGCUGCUGCGCUGCAACUGCUGCAGCUACUUCAGCUGUACGCACACAGACACAGCAGCAGCAGCAGCAGCAGCAGCAGCAGCAGCAGCAGCAGCAGCAGCAACAUAUAUUGCAGCAAACCCCACACGAGGAGACAAAACACAGAAAAGAGAGACAGAGGAUACACAAGCCAGCAGCUCCGCUGCUGCUGCUGCAGCAGUAGCAGCAACAACAGCAGCAGCAGCACCACCACCAUCACCACCCUCAGCAACAGCAACAGAAGCAGCAGCACCACCACCAUCACCACCACAACCAUCACCACCACCACCAUCAGCAGCAGCAGCGGCAACAGCAACAGCAGCAGCAGCAACAGCAACAGCAGCAGCAGCAGCAGCAGCCACAGCAGCAGCAGCAGCAGCAGCAGCAGCAGCAGGCUGCAUGCAUACCCAGGCUCCAGCAGCGACAAACGCCACGCGUCAACAGCAGCAGCAAGCACCUAAAAAGAAAAAAAAAAACAAAAAAAUAUACACAAUACAGACAGCAACAGCAGCAGCAGCAACAGCAGCAGCAGCAACAGCAGCAGCAGCAACAGCAGCAGCAAUCGCACAAGCAGCAGCAGCAGCACACGCAGUAGAAGCAGCACUAGAAGCAGCAGCAGCAGCAGAAAAUGACGGCAACAGCAGCAGCAGCAGCAGCAAAUAG